UCUGACUCUGUACGACUCACUCAGUCUGCUCUCGGAGCCUCGGCAGCUUCUCUGCUUCUUCUUCUCUCUGGACUGUCUCCUCGUCUCCCCCCCGUCUCUUCAUCCCGCAGACGCUGACGUCAGUGGAAUAUUUCAAUCUCCGAUAAUCACUUUAAUCUAAUUAUGAAGAUUUCCCCUGAGACGCAUCCUCGUCACUGAAGGCCAAAGAUGGAGACUCCCUUCUACCACGACGACUCUCCCACUGUCUCCGGCUACAGCCACAUCGCCGAGUACGAGCGUUACCCGGGCAACAAGAUGCUGAUGAGUAAGAAGGCCAUGGCGAUGGCGGCCGGUCACCAUUUCUCCAGUGGUGGUGGUGGCGGCGCAGGAGGGAGGGGCGGUAACCCUGGCAACCACGCACUCACCGCGAACACCUCGCUUAUGUCGUCUGUGGCGUCCUCUGCCAUGGACAUGAACCUGCUGAAGCUGGCGUCUCCUGACCUGGAGCACCUGAUCAUCCAGUCCAACCAGGGACUGGUGACCACCAGCCCGGCGUCCAACGUCACCAACACCUUCCUCUACCGCAACCAGGCCACCAACGAGCAGGAAGGGUUCGCCGACGGCUUCGUCAAAGCUCUCGCCGACCUCCACAAGCAGAACCAGCUGGUGGGAGGUCCCAUGUCUCCGUCCCCAUCCCUGCAGGCGUCCUACCAGAGGAACCUGAUGUCCGCCAGUGACAUGCCGGUGUACACCAACCUCAGCAGCUACAACCACGCACAGAUGCCGUAUCCCGGCGGGCAGCUAACAUACGGCAGUAGCUCGGGAAGCGUCGGACCUCCUCAGCCGCACACGCGAGGCCUGGACGCGCCGCAGACCGUCCCUGAGGUGCCCCGCCCACCAGGCGACCCCAUGUCCCCCCUCUCCCCGAUCGACCUGGAGACACAGGAGCGGAUCAAAGCGGAGCGCAAGAAGCUGCGCAACCGUAUCGCGGCGUCCAAGUGUCGCAAGCGGAAGCUGGAGCGGAUCUCGCGGCUGGAGGAGAAGGUGAAGGUUCUGAAGAGCCAGAACUCGGACCUGGCCUCCACCGCCGCCAUGCUGCGCGAGCAGGUCGCCCAGCUCAAGCAGAAGGUCAUGAGCCACGUCACCAACGGCUGCCACAUCGCCGUCGCCUCGGCCGCCGCCAAGUCCGGUGGAGUGGGAGGAGCCUCGGGCAGCGAGGACUCGCGCUGCUGAGGAGGCGGGACUUGACAACGGCGAGGUCUGAGGUGAUUUAAUAACGCGGCGUUUCACUCGCGCUCGUGGUCAGAGCGAGCGGCUCGGUGACAAAGACGCCCCCCUCUGGACAGAUGGAUGUAUGACGGGAUUUACUCUGUCCUGCUGUCAAUCAUUCAGCCUGAGGAGGCGGGGCUUAGAGGAGAGAUGGGAGGCGACGUGACAAGACGGAUGUUCAGAGUCUGAACGUGUAAUUUAAAAAGAAGCGUGUGUGUGUGUGUGAGAGAGAGAGAUUACAUUUACUCUUUUUACCUUUAAAUAUUUGUCAUUAAACAUUUGUAAAACGCCACAAACAUAAUCAAACUUCACUGUGAACAGUGAAGUAAUCAGAUUACUUCUUUAAUUUUAUCUUUUAAACUGUAACUGCACAUAAAUAAACACAACUGUUACAUUUAAUCAGUAAAAAAAGAAACAGAAGCCCAUCCAACAAAUAUUUAUUUAUUUUUUACUUUUUCACGUCUGAUUCUAUUUUUGUACAAAUGUAUAAAGUGGUGUGUGUAUAAUCUGUUAUUAUUGUUAUUAUUGUUACGAUCAAACACUUAUUUAUUAUGAAUAUGUUUCAUUUCUGUCACAUUGUUUCACUGUGUUGAGAUGUUUGUGGUAAAAUAUCAGUGAUAAAAUGUUCACCCUCUGCUUUUCUUUAUCAUUAUUAUUAUUAUUAUUAGUAGUAGUAGUAUCAUUGUUAUCAUUAUUAUUAAUAUUAUUAUUAUGUUAUUAUAACUAAAAUCAAUAUUGUCCCUCACUGAACAGGCUUAUUCUAUCAGUUACUGACAGAUAAACAGCCUUGACUGAGACUGUGAGCGCCCCCUGUGCCGGGAACCAGACGACAAACACACUUAACAAAAGACUCACCUAUUAAAAUCUACACCUAGUUAAUUUCCAGAUAUCUAAAGAAUAUGUUCCAGGCUUCAUCUCACUGUUAGACACACAUUUUCCAACAGGAAACUAAAGUUUCUGUCGCUCAGUGAAGCACUCACUCUCCCACACCAAACUCCAUAGAGAAAAGCAGUGAUUUAACAUCACAGCACACAGGACUUGUUGAUCCACUGCUGCCUCCAUUUGCAGGUAAUCAUGAAUUAUUUUGUGACUUUAAAGUUUAAAAUCUUUCAUUUAGAUUUUUCUCAGUGACAUAAAUGUACAAAAUAAGGCAGCAGAAGAUCAGCAGCUACUGUGUUCCCAUGAGCUAAAAUUGCUGAUUUUCUCUAUGGACUUUGGUGUGGGAGAGUGACCGGUUUACAAAGUAACACAAACUUCCGUUUCCUGUUGAAAAAUAUGUCUCUAACAGUGAGAUUAACAAGUGAACAUGUUCUUAAGAGAUCAUUGAGCUAAG
Solea solea (common sole) is the source of this 2581-nucleotide messenger RNA. It is a transcript of the gene june, whose product is annotated as JunE proto-oncogene, AP-1 transcription factor subunit. The record is from RefSeq and is a predicted model, not a curated record. Gene Ontology annotation, biological process: regulation of cell cycle; regulation of cell population proliferation; regulation of transcription by RNA polymerase II. Gene Ontology annotation, molecular function: RNA polymerase II cis-regulatory region sequence-specific DNA binding; transcription factor binding; DNA-binding transcription factor activity, RNA polymerase II-specific. Gene Ontology annotation, cellular component: transcription regulator complex. Bases 208 to 1212 code for a protein of 334 amino acids. The transcript has 2 exons. Lineage: Eukaryota; Metazoa; Chordata; Actinopteri; Pleuronectiformes; Soleidae.